Kwoniella shivajii is the source of this 429-nucleotide messenger RNA. RefSeq names its product thioredoxin-like protein 4A. The record is from RefSeq and is a predicted model, not a curated record. Gene Ontology annotation, biological process: mRNA splicing, via spliceosome. The transcript is spliced from 6 exons. The coding region runs from base 1 to 429 and encodes 142 amino acids. NCBI's taxonomy places the organism in Eukaryota, Fungi, Basidiomycota, Tremellomycetes, Tremellales, Cryptococcaceae. Gene Ontology annotation, cellular component: U5 snRNP; spliceosomal complex; U4/U6 x U5 tri-snRNP complex.
AUGUCGUACUUCAUGACCCAUCUGCAUUCCGGCUGGCACGUCGACCAAGCGAUAUUAGUUGAAGAAGAUCGAGUGGUGUGUAUACGGUUUGGACAUGAUUAUGACGAACAAUGUAUGGCUUUAGAUGAAACGCUUUAUGGUGUAUCUGAAAAAGUGCAAAAUUUCGCUGUGGUCUAUCUGGUGGAUAUAACGGAAGUUCCUGACUUCAAUAAGAUGUACGAAUUGUACGAUAAUUGCUCGUUAAUGUUUUUCUAUCGAAAUAAACAUAUCAUGAUAGAUUUGGGAACUGGUGAUAACAACAAAAUAAAUUGGGCUAUAACUGAUAAGCAAGAGAUGAUCGACAUUGUAGAAACUGUUUAUAGGGGUGCAUCAAAAGGUCGUGGUCUGGUGGUGGCUCCAAAAGAUUAUUCCACUCGACACAAGCAUUGA